CUGGAUAAUGGAAUAUUACAAAUUCCUAUUAAGGAUACGGACAAUACUGUAGAAUGAUUCAAGUUUUCAUGUUCCCUUCAGAAAUAUAAUCAGAGGACUUAGAUGAGCUCAGAAAUGCAAGAGUUUAAUAUUAAUUCUUUCUUUAUUUCUUGGACUCAAAAAAGGAAUUGAACUAUAAACACAUACACAUAGACUCCAGAGUCACGACAGCCUAAUAAGUUAUGUUGAGACGACGGUUAUCAUGGUUCUCUCUUGGUCUACUGCUUGUCCUCACUGCCCACAUUGCAGUGAUGACCUAUGUCUGGACAGUUGGAAAGGAGCUGUUAAUGAACCAGCAAAAUAUUUUGAAAAGACGUUCAGAUAUGGUGGAACGAGACAAUUCACUGAUCGAUAAGCUGACACUGCUUGAACACUUGGUUCAUAAUCUCUCAAAUAAUCUGCAGCUUACAGAAAAUGACAAGCAGCUACCGCAAUACUCAAGCAAACUAGUGCUUUCACAAAGGGAAGAGCAAAAUGCAAAGCCUCAUUUAAAUUUGUUUGACCCAAACGAGCAGAAAAAUAGAAAGAACCAAAAAGUAAGAAGGAGGAGCAAACGGUUUCCACAAUCUGCAUUAUUUAUAAAAUGGGGAGACAAUCUAACAGAUGCAGAACAAAUAAAAGCUCAGGAUUUAUUUGAGAAAUAUGGUUAUAAUGCUUUCCUCAGUAACAAGAUGUCACUUCAGAGACCUAUACCAGAUACAAGACCUUCAGGGUGUAAAAGGAAGAUUUAUCCAGCUGACCUCCCAACAGUGAGUGUGAUUUUGAUCUUUUUUGAUGAAGCUCUCUCAAUAAUCCUAAGAGCUAUAAACAGCAUCAUUGCAAAAACACCUUCCCAUUUGCUUAAGGAGAUAAUUCUUGUGGAUGACAGCAGUUUAUAUGAGGACUUGAAAGAUACUCUGGAUACAAUUAUCAGUGAAUACAACCAGAAAUACCCUGGUCUGGUGAUAAUUAUAAGGCAUAAGAUACAAAAAGGGCUCACACAAGCACGCAUCUCUGGCUGGAAAGCAUCGACUGCAGACAUUAUUGUUGUUCUCGAUGCCCACAUUGAGGUCAAUGUGGGGUGGGCUGAACCAAUUCUUGCACGUAUAAAAGAUAAUCAGAAACUUAUAAUAUCUCCUGUAUUUGACAAAGUUUCUUAUGAUGAUUUUGAAGUCCUUGCAUAUGAUGUCUCAGCUCAUGGUUAUACCUGGCAGCUAUGGUGUCAGUAUGACUAUCCCACACCUGAAUGGUAUGCUUUGAAGGAUGAAACUGCCCCAGUAAGGAGUCCAAGUCUUAUGGGAAUCUUUGCUGCUGACAGAAAAUACUUUGGAGAAAUUGGCACAUUAGAUGAAGGCAUGAAAAUAUAUGGCGGGGAAAAUGUUGAACUUGCUAUCCGUGUUUGGCAGUGUGGGGGUGAAAUUGAGGUGCUGCCAUGCUCCAAAGUGGCUCAUAUUGAAAGAGCACAUAAACCAUAUCUUCCUGACUUAUCAAAAACUGGAAAAGCAAAUGCACUACGCGUUGCUGAUGUCUGGAUGGAUGACUAUAAAGCAAUGGUACAUAUUGCAUGGAAUGUUCCUUUAAAGGGUCAUGGAAUUGAUUAUGGUGAUACAUCUGCCAGGAAGAAGAUAAGGGAGAAGCUGAAAUGUAAAAGUUUCCAAUGGUAUCUGGAUAAUGUAUACCCAAACCUACAGCCAUAUCUGAACAUCAUUUACUAUGGACAGUUAAAGAACACCCUUCUUGACAAACUCUGCCUCGACCAAGGGCCACCUGAAGUCAAUGUUCCAAUAUUGUAUCCAUGUCAUGAUGGAGCAACUCAGUAUGUAUUUUAUCUUAUCACUGGAGAGGUUUUCAUUGGAAAGCUGCGAAGUCGCAAAGAUCAACAUAACAGAUGCCUGGUUGAUACAGGAGAAGGACAAAUGCUAGCAAUAGAAUCAUGCAUAGAAGCAAAAGAAAAGAAACACCAUUUGUUGUGGGAGCUUAUACAGGAUGGUCCCAUCAUAAACAGGACAACGAAAAGAUGUUUUGAAGUAAGUAAAAAGACAGAAUCAGAUUAUGAACUAGUGGUAAGGCCAUGUAGUGGACAGUCAUGGAAGAUUCAGCACUCAGUAAAAAUGUAAAUGAAAUACUGCUCAGAGGUAAUACCAGGGGAAUUAAGAAGACAUCGUUUUGACCUUCACCAUCUGAAGCUGUUUCUUGCAAACUAUGGAACCUUUCUCCUGUUGUGACUGUGAAGAAGACUUAAAAGACUUUCAAUUUAUUAAAAUCAAUUUAUGUA
Molecule: messenger RNA, 2293 nt
Organism: Protopterus annectens (West African lungfish)
Lineage: Eukaryota; Metazoa; Chordata; Ceratodontiformes; Protopteridae
Gene: GALNT8
Product: polypeptide N-acetylgalactosaminyltransferase 8
Exons: 11
Coding region: 222-2135 (637 amino acids)
Cellular component (GO): Golgi apparatus
Source: RefSeq, a predicted model, not a curated record